This is a messenger RNA of Sungouiella intermedia, 834 nucleotides long. NCBI's taxonomy places the organism in Eukaryota, Fungi, Ascomycota, Pichiomycetes, Serinales, Metschnikowiaceae. The record is from the annotation of a GenBank genome assembly.
AUGCCUCAAUUCAAACAAGUGGAUGUAUUUACUACCGAAAAAUUUAAGGGCAACCCCGUAGCCGUCUUCUUUGACAGCGAACAUUUAACUGAUAAGGAAAAGGGCCAGAUUUCAGCUUGGACUAACUUGUCGGAAGCCACAUUUAUUGAGCCCACUACUAAGCCAGAGGCUGACUACAAAGUCAGAAUCUUUAGUAUGGAGCACGAAUUGCCAUUUGCCGGGCACCCGACAAUCGGUACUUGUCAUGCUCUAUUGGAAGCAGGAAUUAUAAAGCCGAAGAAUGGUAAGGUGGUGCAAGAAUGUGGGGCUGGGCUUGUCUCUUUGGAAGUAACUGAUACGACGCCUCCAAUCUUUCGUUUCAAAUUGCCCUAUGCCAAACGGAGGGACCUCACGAGACAAGAAAUCGCGAAGGUAACUGAAGUCCUUGGCGUCUCCGAUGCUAUUGAUGCCGCAGUAUAUGAUGUUGGUCCAGUUUGGUUGACGAUUCUUUUAGAUAGUGCAGAGACUGUACUUCAAUUAGACCCACAAGAGGUUCGCUUGAUCGAAGUUUCCAAGGACUUGCAAGUCUCAGGAAUCCAAGUAAUCGGUCGGUACAGCGAUCAUAAGUAUGAAACAAGAACCUUUGCACCAUUGGUUGGUGUUAAGGAAGACCCAGUUUGUGGUUCGGGGUCUGGAGCAACUGCGGCAUUUCUCCGGGAUUCGCAGAGGAUAACUGGUACUACUGAGUUGAGUCAGGGUGCUGCAUUGAACAGAGCUGGAAAGAUCACCAUAGAAGGCGGAGAUGAAAUUUUCGUUAGUGGAUCCGCUGUCACUGUGAUUGAUGGGCAUUACUAA